This is a messenger RNA of Lactuca sativa (garden lettuce), 1215 nucleotides long. The record is from RefSeq and is a predicted model, not a curated record. Lineage: Eukaryota; Viridiplantae; Streptophyta; Magnoliopsida; Asterales; Asteraceae.
AUGCCGCAGUACGAGAAAGACAAAUUGCUAUGUAAUGUGAAAGCCAUGAGGAUGAUCAAAUUCGCCUUACAAUCUGACACCUUUAGGUUGGUUGGUUCAUGCACGACGGCCAAAGAAAUCUGGGAUAGAUUGAAAGAACUAUAUUCGACCGAUGAAGAUCUAGAGCACUCCAUUCAAACCUUAAUACUGUCAGAAUUUAGAGUAUUUGAACAGAAACCUGACGAAAAGCUUAUACAAACUUUCGAUUGGUUCAAUAAUCUCCUAAGUAAGAUGAUUAAGCAUGGAAUAGAGAGGAAAUUGAUUGAGCAAAAAGUGACUUUCAUGGAUGGGCUCAGACCAGAAUGGAUGGCUGUUGUUUCUAUAUCCCAUGAAAGUGUAGUAACCAAAGAAGUGAAAGUGGUUUCUGGUGUAGGAUCGCUGGCUCUUGUCUCUAAAGGAAAUGGUAUUGCAGAAGAAGAUGAAGAAGCUGAUAUGUCGGAGUGUGACCUCACAAGCGAGGAGUAUGCUAUGAUGGUCACCAAUCCAAAGAAGUUCGCAAGGAGAAAAUUUCCUAUCAACAUGAACCGAAACUGGCAGGGAAGUUAUAGCUCUGAGAAAGUGAAGGAUGAAGCAAAGAUCUCCUCUCAAAAGGAUGAAGAAAAGAAGGAGAGCAAGCUUGCAGGAGACUCAGGAUACAACUGCAAUUACUGCCACGACAAGAACCACUUUGCCAAAGAUUGCAUGCUAAGGAAAUUGGCUGAGAAAAGAGACGGAGAAGAUGAUGAAGAGAAUCUAGAUAAACAUGAGUUCGGUGGCGUCGAAGUUUGGUCAACCGAUUCUGAAGACGAAGAGUUACAUUUAAGUUGUGAGAUAGGAGAGAAUAUUCACAAAAUGAUUUUGCCCUUUCUUGAAUUUAAGGAAGACGAGAUCAUAGCAGAAUGUGAAUCAGAAGUGUCAUCAGAUGAAACAUCCGUGUCUUACAAAAUUGGACUGGACAAAAUAGAAACAUUCAUUGAUUCUAAGGAACAUAAGUGUAAUCUAAAAGAUAUUUUAGAUGAAAAUGAUAAAUUGAGAAUAAAGUCAGACACUUUAAAAUCAUUUGACAUGUCCAAUGCCAAAUUGAACUCCGAAAAUAGAAUGAACCUACAUACUACAUCUGAAUUUGAUGAAGAAAGCGGGAUGAGUGAAAUCUUGGUAGAAGAUGUUAUUGAUUGCUCUGAGUUUGUAAAAAAGUGA